AUGGUUCGCGCAAUUGCCGAUAUCGAAAGUACUGCCGACGAAUCACCGAACCAGCCACUACCUCACCCAGAUCGUUCCAGACGUGUCUCCAAAAUUGAUCCAAGUAAAGUUUUUAAGACACAGACGCAGCCAGCGUCGCAUAGUCAACAGAAAGGCGAUAUAGACGCAGCGGUCCUUAGUUGUAGCAAUGAUGUCGCCACAAACAAACUGCUAUUUGGAAUUCUGCCGGUCGUUCUCUAUGGGAAUAAGAAGUCAGUUGAAACGUAUGCCCUCUUGGACGAAGGUUCGCAAAUAACAAUGAUUGACAAUACUCUCGUUAAAGAACUGGGAUUACAUGGCCGUAGCGAGCAUUUGAACUUACAAUGGUUCGGAGGGCGUGCCACUCAAGAGCCAGCCGUCGUAGUCGAUGUUUUCGUAAGUGGAUCCGAUGCUCAAAGAAGGCAUAAGCUGCGGAAUGUGUAUGGUGUGACAAACUUACAGCUGCCUUCUCAGAGUUUGAGCAAAAAUGAUUUAAGCCAUCUCAAUAAGUACAUAGACAAGCUUCCGAUCCAGCCGUAUACGCAUAUCAGGCCAAAACUCUUAAUUGGACUUGACCAUUGUCACCUUGGUUUGCCAUCAGCUACAAUGAAGCUGAACAAGUGUGGCCCCUUCGUCGCGAACACCGAGCUAGGAUGGGUGGUAUUUGGCCCAUCAGCCAACAUGUGCUCGGCAGUGCCAUCAUGUCUCUUCAUUAACAGCUACACUGACCAGUCGCUACAUAACGCGGUGGCCGAUUACUUUAGUACAGAGAGCUUUGGUAUUAGGGCUGCUCCCCCCAUCGAGAGCAAAGCUGAUGUUCGUGCGCGCGAAAUUCUGAAGUCUACCACGAGCCAAGUGGGCGGAAGAUACCAGACAGGCCUGCUUUGGAAACACGCAGAUGUAGAACUACCCGCCAGUUAUUCCAUGGCGCUGAAAAGACUAACGAGUAUUGAGGCGAAAAUGAGACGCGACGAAAACUUCGCUGCAAAGUAUAGGUGCAUCAUAAACUCGUAUGUGGAGAAAAACUAUGCACAAAGGUUAUCCACCGAAGAAGCCGAAGUAACCAGCACGAGGACAUGGUAUCUACCACAUUUCGCCGUGAGUAAUCCCAAUAAGCCGGGCAAGUUACGGAUGGUAUUUGAUGCAGCUGCCGAAGUUAAUGGUGUGUCCCUUAAUUCGCAGCUUCUAAAGGGUCCGCAGCAAUAUAGGCCUUUACCUGCUAUAUUGUUCAACUUUCGUGAGAGAGCCAUUGCCGUUUGCGGUGACAUCAAAGAGAUGUUCCACCAGGAGUUAAUUCAACGUGAAGACCGAUGUGCGCAACGCUUUCUCUGGCGCGAUGGUAACACUGCCAAAGAACCCGAUGUUUUUGAAAUGCGAGUUAUGACCUUCGGAGCAGCAUGCUCGCCUUGUGCUGCCAACUACGUCAAAACAUUAAACGAUAUGGAGUAUCUAAAAGAGGACAGUGGUGCCGCUAGAGCAGUAAAAUCCAUAUUAGACUACCACUACGUGGAUGACUAUGUCGACAGUUUUGACACGGAAAAGGAAGCAGUAGAUGUGUCACAAAAGGUACGUGCAAUUCACGCGAGAGCAGGUUUCGAGCUUCGCAGCUUCACGUCAAAUUCAUCCGUAGUUACUUGUAGACUCGGUAGUGACGAGGAGGUUCGUCAGAUAGCGAAGAAGGAUGGGGGACAGAUGGAGAAGAUUCUCGGCUUAUUCUGGAAGGCAUCAACUGACACAUUUGGGUUUGAUCUGAGAUUCCACAAUGUAGAACCCAGUGUGAUGAACGGAGAACGACGUCCGACAAAGCGAGAACUCCUAAGCGUGGUCAUGUCAAUCUUUGAUCCGUUGGGAUUUCUAAGUAAUUUCGUGGUCAGCGCUAAACUCCUCAUGCGGGAAGUGUGGAAGUACGACAUCCGAUGGGAUGAGCCAUUGCCGAACAUAGUAAACGCUGCAUGGGAGAAGUGGCGUGAACAGUUUCCGGCUGUUGCCGGCUAUGUCAUUCCUCGAUUCUACUUCCGCAACGGUCUACCCAAAAUCCUGCAACUCCAUAUUUUCGUAGAUGCCAGUGAAGAUGCGUUUGCCGCGGUUGCAUAUUGGAGGUCAUCUAACGCUAUUGGCAAGGUGGAAGUCGUAUUUAUCUGUGCGAAGACCAAAUGUGCACCAAUGAAAACCGUUACCAUACCGAGACUGGAGCUACAAGCGGCAGUUCUGGGCACACGACUGAUGAACUGCGUACAUGAGGAGCACUCGUUGCCUAUCGAAGAUUGUAUCCUCUGGAGCGAUUCCCAAACAGUAAUCCAAUGGAUCCGGAGUGAACACCGGCGCUAUAAGCCUUUCGUGCAGCACAGAAUCGCCGAAAUACUAGCUGUCACAACCGUUAAAAAUUGGCGAUGGUUGCCCACUACGGAGAACGUCGCGGAUGAAGCCACUAGAGCGAAUAAUCGUAUCGAUUUUAGUUCAUCUGCACGUUGGUCCAGCGGUCCGCCAUUUUUACAUCAAGACGAGAACCUUUGGCCAUUAGAAACCUCGUCGUGCAAUCCUCAGAAGGAAGCGGAUAAAGAACUAAGCCAUAAAUACGCUCUUACUAUCCUAACUUGUAAGUUUUUAGACUUUAAUCGAUUCUCUUCCUUCAACAAAUUAGUGAGAACCGUAGCAUGGGUACAGAGGUUCAUCAAUGUUUGCCGCCGCCGUAAUCAAUCAGACCUGUGCUAUGGCUUGACAGCAAAGGAAAUCGAGAUGGCAAAGCUUCGAUUGUGCCGCUUGGUUCAACGUGAUGAAUUCUUUGCAGAGCUUCAGCAGAUCGAAGACGGUAAAGUCUUAGCACGUUCCAAGCUCUCGCCAUAUAAGGACGAAGAUGGAGUACUUCGCAUACAAGGACGCAUAGAUGCCGCCACGUGGCUUCCAAUGAGUGUGAGGCGUCCAAUAAUAUUGCCACCAUGUCAUGCCUUCACAAAACUUGUCGUGGCACACUACCACGACAACAUGCAUCAUCAAAAUGUAGAGGCUACGAUUUGCGAAAUCCGACGAAGUUUUUGGAUACCACGUUUGAGAAGCCUUCUACGCAGUAUAACUGCCAGCUGCGCCGUGUGUCGCUUAAAAAAGGUGAGAGCCGUGUCACCACUAAUGGGUCCGCUUCCAACGGAUAGGCUCACGCCCUAUGUAAGGCCGUUUAGCUAUACUGGCUUAGAUUACUUCGGUCCAGUAAUUGUCACCGUACGACGCAGCACCGAAAAGAGAUGGGUGGCGUUAUUUACGUGCUUGACCGUGCGGGCUGUGCACUUGGAGCUGGCCCAUGAUUUAAGCACGGACUCUUGCAUAGUCGCCAUACGUAACUUUAUAAAUCGGCGUGAUGUACCUGUUCGGAUAAGGUCUGAUAAUGGGAAAAAUUUCGUUGGCGCCGACAUGGAAGCGAAACGGUUCAGCGAGGUAUUUGAUUGUAAUCGUUUGCAAUCCGAACUGUCACAGAAGGGCAUAGAAUGGGUUUUUAAUUCGCCUUUCAAUCCUGCGGAAGGCGGCGUUUGGGAGCGAUUGGUGCAAUGCAUCAAGAGAGUCCUACGGUACACUUUAAAGGAGGCGCAGCCGCGCGAGCAUACACUCAAUUGCUUCCUCAUCGAAGCCGAAAAUGUUGUAAAUUCUCGACCGUUGACGCACUUACCAAUCGAACCCAAUCAGGAGCAGCCUCUGACACCCAAUGAUUUCCUAUUAGGCGAAGCCAAUACAGCGCAAACUCCAGUUAUGAAUGAUGCCGUGGAGAAGACGUGCCGUUUACGACAACAAUGGCGCAUUGCUCGACAACUCAGGGAUCAUUUCUGGAAGCGAUGGAUAGAGGAGUAUCUUCCCACUUUAACACGCCGGGUGAAAUGGUGCCAGAAAACAACACCCAUAAAAAUUGGUGAUCUUGUCUUCAUAUGCGACCCCUCCACUCCGCGUCGAGAGUGGCGCAGGGGAAGAGUAGAAGCAACAUAUCCUGGAGCUGAUGGCGAAAUCAGAAAAGUUGACGUAUACACCAGCAGUGGACUAAAACGACGAUCCGUAUCCAAAUUGGCCAUACUGGAUGUUGAAAGUGCUGAAUCGGGCUGA
This is a messenger RNA of Ceratitis capitata (Mediterranean fruit fly), 4098 nucleotides long. RefSeq lists its product as uncharacterized. The record is from RefSeq and is a predicted model, not a curated record. The coding region runs from base 1 to 4098 and encodes 1365 amino acids. NCBI's taxonomy places the organism in Eukaryota, Metazoa, Arthropoda, Insecta, Diptera, Tephritidae. Gene Ontology annotation, molecular function: nucleic acid binding. The transcript is spliced from 2 exons. Gene Ontology annotation, biological process: DNA integration.